Messenger RNA from Plenodomus lingam JN3, 1086 nucleotides. RefSeq lists its product as uncharacterized. Gene Ontology annotation, cellular component: cytosol. The record is from RefSeq and is a predicted model, not a curated record. Gene Ontology annotation, molecular function: holo-[acyl-carrier-protein] synthase activity; magnesium ion binding. Lineage: Eukaryota; Fungi; Ascomycota; Dothideomycetes; Pleosporales; Leptosphaeriaceae.
AUGGACACGUCGACUGCGGGCCGGGACGCUCGACGCGGUCUCACGUGCUGGCUACUGGAUACGCGUUCACUAUGGCCUGGCAACAAGAUCACAGAUUCAGAUUCAGCAAGAGAAGCGUUGGCCUUGCUCAGCCCUGAAGAGCAAUCCAAUGUAACGCGCAAAUAUCACAUUGCCGAUGCCCGCAUGUCUCUUGCUUCGGCCCUGCUGAAACGCGUCUUCGUCCACCAGACCCUAGGAACUCCGUGGCAGGAAAUCAAGUUUAGUCGAAAGCGCGACCCCAAGCAUGGCAAACCCUGCGCUGUCCUUGCCAAUGGCUCCCCCGCCCCCAUCGAAUUCAACAUCAGCCACCAGGCCGGCCUCGUCGCCCUCGUAGGCUGCAAGACAGACGAUGGAGACGUUGAAUUAGGCGUAGACAUUGUAUGCGUCAACGAACGCAACGAACUCAAUACCAUUGACCAAGAAGGCUUCGACGGCUGGAUAGACAUUUACACGGAUAUCUUCAGCCACGAGGAAUCCUUCGACAUGAAAUACACGGGGCUUUCCUUUCCCCUCCUCGACGGCACCAUGAUCACGCCUGAGGCGCUGGGCCGGCACGACCGCUGUUGCACACGUGGUCGAGACUUGUCUCUGACGGUGGCCAAUGGCGAGAGCAGGACGGUGAGUAGUGAUUUAUUGAUUGAUGCCAAACUACGCCGCUUCUACACGUAUUGGGCGUACAAGGAGGCCUUUAUCAAACUCGACGGCGAGGCUCUCCUCGCGCAAUGGAUUCCGCGACUGGAGUUUAAAAAGGUGCGAGCGCCUGCUCCCGGGAGCCCUGCACGGUGCAGUACGCAUGGUGUUUGGGGGGAACGGGUGAGCGAGGCAGAAGUCUGGUUCACGGCGAAGAAGGGAGGAGAGGGGCCGAGGGGGGUGGAAGGGGUGGAAGGGGAGAGUAGGAGGUUGGAGGAUGUGAGGAUGGAGAUUGUGGGGUUUGAAGAGAGUUUCAUGGUUGCGGUUGCUAUUAGGGGAGUGGUUGAUGGUGAUGAGGCGGGGUUGACGGCGUUUGAAGCGUUGGAUUUGGAGAAGGAUGUGUUGGGUGGCGUUUGA